AUGACUUGUUCUGGAGUGCGUCAACGUUGGAUUAAACAUGCCAAACUCAUAAGUAGCUGCUACCCUACUACACCCGAAGAAACAGGACCGAAGAAAAACGAGUUAGCCUUACUUCUCUAUUACGCAAGUUCUAGGCCGGCAAAGCUUACAAAGUGCGGGUCAUAUCUGGAAAAAAGGGUGGCCGCUGAUGUUCGGAAGCGGAAAAAGCAAGACACUGAAGUUUCGCUAGCGAUAAUCGAGGCGCUCCUGAAUGACUGUAAUAGAGAUAUCAAUUUUUUCUCUCAAAAUAUUCUUCAGAUUAUCGAUGACUGCUCGAGAUCGGAUGAUAUCGAUCUGGUGUCUCGCGCUACCUCUUUAUUUAUCACUUUUUGCAAAUACCAUGACGGUUCUACGCUUGGAAUUGACAUUGAAUUCACUUCGCUUUAUGAAUGCUUAAUCGACAGGUUUGCUCGGUUUUCUGUAUAUAAACAUGAUACAAACUCUAAUCUUGAGCAAAGAUAUCGAUCAUUUGGUCUCCGUGCUACUCAGGGAGUGGCAACAUCCAAAGCUUUAUAUGGGUCCGAUUCCGAACAACAGUUGAAAUCCAUUAUCCCUGCAAUCUUACAUAAUCUUAUUGAUGCAGACAUUGGUUUAGAAGAUAUGAAAAAAAAUGAUUCAAAUUCCCUUGUCGAAGAAGGCUCCACUGCGCAGUCUCAUCGUUUCUCACUCGAUGUCGAAGAUGUGUCAAAAGAGGAGAACACGCGUUUAGCAUUUCACUCUUUGAAACAGGUGUUCAAAUCGUCAGAUCAAGCCAAUGCUGCUUGGUCGGUUAAACCAACUUUGGAUUUCUUGGGAGAAAAUAAUUUGUGGUGGCCGAACUCAUUUGGUACUACUCUGGUAUCGCUUAUAUUAUCGAUAUUACAGGCAAAAGAUAGAUCCAUACUUGUGAAGUAUAUAAUACAGCAAUUGGAGUCGACUUGUGAAGACUCUAAUUCAGCAACAGCAAAACAAGUCACUCUUAUAGAAAUGUUGUCUUUUAUCUUAACUAGUGACUUGAAUCUUGACAAUCUAUCGACCGGUGAUGUUCUCAAAGAUUUACUCGAGCUUUCGUUGAAAUUUUUAAAGAUGAAUGCUGGUGAAAAACAUUCAAUUGAGAAACUAGAGGAGAAAAUGAGUGAUGAAAAUGAAAAUCUGAAUAGUAAAAUAUUGAAUGGGCUCAUAAAGUCAAUAGGUGGACUUGCAACGCACAUCUAUUACGGAACUCAAGUUAAGGACAUCAUGGAUCGCAUAAUCCAAUUCAUGAAGCUAAACUCAAUAAGUGAUACGUCACCACAAUAUAACAGCGAACAAAACUCUUUCGACGAAGUUUCACCCACAGAAGCUCGUCUGAUGUUAAUACGAUGCCUGGAUAUGGUAAUAGAAACUAACAGGGAAGCGGUGCAGAGAUUCCCAAAUAUAUCACGAAAUCAAGUCCCUAUUGAAGUCUUUCAAGAUACUGUGGUAUUAUGUUUGGAUCCCGAUCUUGAACUGAGAAUCGCAUAUAGUAACGUUUUGACUAAAUUUUUGGAAUAUAAUCAAUCAGAAGAAAUCAAAGAAAACCCGAUCACACACGAAGUACCAUCAUUGCAUUUUCUCAACUCGCUUCAUUUGUCUCUAUAUCAAUAUGCUCUUUCGCCUAGCGCGCAACCUUCUGAUCACGUUGCUAUUUCUAAAAUACUUCGUUCUCUACUGAGUUAUUUUAAGUAUGAUCAAAUAAUUAUAGGCGUGCCAGUUCUCUUUAAAUUACAGUCAGAUGUGAAAGAAGAGAAAUUGGAAGAUUUCGCUCGACAACGGUCGAUGGCAAGUGUCAUUGUACGCUACUUUUAUGAUAUUUCAAAAAUUUUAGGGAUCGCGGAAUUACGACAAUACAUUGAAGAUCAUCCAGAACUAAAAAAAGCCGCAGGGUCCGAUCUAGAAUACAGAUUAACGGCAGAGUGGAAGCCCGAAGAAGGAUUUGAGCAAGUGAAAAAACAAGCGCAACUUAUAAGAGUAUCGCAAUAUAUGGGUAGUACCAAACCGUUGAAUACUCCUAUUAUCAUGACUUUUGAAGAUAAUUCUACAGAGUUUCAAAAACCAAUUAUAAAAGUCGAACAAUUACGGGAUGCACUUGUAGUAGCACAGCCUAUAAAUGACUCUUCAGAACACGAUACCUCAGAUCUGGAAUCUAUGGUAUCACUGGGCACUGGUCCGUCAUCAAAGAAAUCAAAGAAACCUAAAUCAAAAGAGGUCAAAGCUUUUCUAAGCACUAUUGAUGCGAAAUCCGCGAGCACGAGUAGUUUGGUCAAUCCGCCUUAUCGCACUUCAUUUAUUACUGAAUAA
Messenger RNA from Ambispora gerdemannii, 2337 nucleotides. NCBI's taxonomy places the organism in Eukaryota, Fungi, Glomeromycota, Glomeromycetes, Archaeosporales, Ambisporaceae. The record is from the annotation of a GenBank genome assembly.